Molecule: messenger RNA, 1894 nt
Organism: Ceratotherium simum simum (southern white rhinoceros)
Lineage: Eukaryota; Metazoa; Chordata; Mammalia; Perissodactyla; Rhinocerotidae
Source: RefSeq, a predicted model, not a curated record
GAUGAUGGAGAAUCCUCUCUUUAAUCUGAAAAGCGUAACUGAUACAUGGCUGAGCUCCAGUUCCACUUGCUGGGCGACUGAUACCAUCCUCGCUGUCCUGUGUGCACUGGGAUUCUUCCUCGUGCUACGUCCCUACCUCCAGAGUAAUCCAUCCUUACCACCACCUAGGAAACAUGGAAGCAUCAGGAAGCGUCACGGGGAGCCGCGGGGGAGGAGCAGCAGAACGAGGAAGAGGAAGAAAAGUGGAGCUGUGAGAGCUUGCAGAGAUUGCCUGAAGGAACUAGAGGAGGCUCGGGGCCUGGUUUUACUUAUGCAGAGCCACCUGGGGAGGCUCCCUGACAAGGGCAGUUUCCAUCAGCUCUCACGUCAGGACCCCCCCGGUGAGGUGUGCGAGGCAGCGCCUGCUGGGGCCCAGCAGCCACACGGGGAGUGGAUGGAGGAUGCUGCUCCCACCGCGUACCUGUCGGCUUCUUCGGCUCUGCUGACCAAGCGCCCUCCACCUCUGGCCUGCACCCUGUCAGCAGACCCUCAAGAAGACCGACCUGACUUGCAGAGAAUCCCUCUGGGCACGGUUGCUGGGAGCUUACCUCUAGGUAACUCCGGUUUGGCAUCCCCCAUCUCAGGCCUUGUCCGCACAAGUUGUCCCAUUUCGUUCCUCUGCCAGUGGUGGAAGAUUACCAAGGCCUUGUUCUUCACCUCAUCACAGCACGAGUCCCACCACGAGCACCUGUCCCACCACCCACCGGAGGCCUCCUUCUCGGGAGCCCCCCCAGACAGGGAGGUAGAGGCUGGUAGCCCCUCAUUUGUCAACGCUGAGGUCCAGAAGAUGCUGAACAUACAGUUCACCCAAAGAGUAGAACUGAUGAUUGGGAAGAAGAAAGAAAAGGAUGUGUCAUUUUUGAAACAGCUGAGCUCAGACUACCACCUGAACUCUUCAGGGAAUAUGUGGAAAUCACUGGGUGCUGAGCGGGACACCACAACCUCCCAAUCCCUCUGGACCCUGAAAGACAAACCAGAGCAGCUGCCCGGUUCUCAGCAGCUCUCCUAUCCCAAGGCCUUGGGGGACCAUUUACAGCAGAAAUGCAGCCAGCUCUACUGGGGUCUCCCCUCUCUGCACAGCGAGUCCCUAGUGGCUACUGCCUUGGUCUCUAGGAGCUCUUCUCAACUACAGGCUCUCUCCGUUUUAUUCAAUGGCAUCUCUAAUCGCUUUCCGGUUCCCACCUGGCCUGAAAUACCUUCACAGCUUUCCCAGGCCCCACCCUUGCCCUAUCCUGGGGCCCAACCUCAACCUUUGACUCCAAACUUGCCCCAGUUCCAGCCCCCACCUCCGCCCCAGACCCAGACCCAGACCCAGGCCCAUCUGGCAUCCUCUCCCCCAACCCGAACACCUUCUUCUCCACUUCUGAUGAGGACCUGUGGGGUAUCUUGCCUGACACACCAGAAUAAGACACAAUCUUUCAUCCCAACUAAAAUACACCUGGAAUUGUUCUCGCUGCAGAAGCAACUGAAAAGGGAGAGGGCUUUACCCUCUGUGGUAAAAAGAUCUGAAGAAGUCUUUAGCCAGCUGAUUCCCAAUCUUCCCCAAGACAGUGGGGCCUCCCAUGCCCACAAGUCAGUUUCCACCCUUCAUGGGGACUUGAUCAGCCCUAAUCUCCAAAAGCAACAUCUUCAAAAGAGGCUCAUCAAAGAUGAACACCAGGAUGUCCUGCCCCACAGGAUCCAAGUGUCUCUGGAACUGAUGCAGCCUCAGGAUGAAUUCCCAGAGGCUUAUCAGGCACAGGGCAAGCAGGAGCCCUCACAGCCCUCUGCAUCUGUAGACGAAAGCAGCCAGGACACACAGAAAAUGGGGUCCAGGACCGAGGAGAGCUAUGACUGUGCGGUGCUCACCAUCUGA